Messenger RNA from Rangifer tarandus platyrhynchus (Svalbard reindeer), 471 nucleotides. NCBI's taxonomy places the organism in Eukaryota, Metazoa, Chordata, Mammalia, Artiodactyla, Cervidae. The record is from the annotation of a GenBank genome assembly.
AUGCCAUCACUGCUACCCAGAAGACUAUGGAUGGUUCCUCUGAAACUGUGGUGCGAUGGCCAAGGGGUUGCCCAAAAAGUCAUCCCUGCUUCUAUUGGCACUGCCAAGGUCAUGGGCAAGGCCAUCCCGGAGCUGAAUGGAAAGCUCACGAACAUGUCCUUCCAUGUCCCCACCCCCAACAUGUUGGUUGUGGAUCUGACCUGCUGCCUGGAGAAACCUGCCAAGUAUGAUGAGGUCAAGAAGGUGAUGAAGCAGGUGUCAGAGGGCCGCCUCAAGGGCAUUCUGGGCUACAAUGAGGACUGGGUUUUCUCCUGCGACUUCAACAGUGAUACUCACUCUUCUACCUUUGAUGCUGGGGCUGGCAUUGCCCUCAAUGACCACUUUGUGAAGCUCAUUUCCUGGGACAACAAUGAAUUUGGCUACAGAAACAGAGUGAUGGACCUCAUGGUCCCCAUGGCCUCCAAGGAGUAA